Messenger RNA from Fusarium venenatum, 3120 nucleotides. NCBI's taxonomy places the organism in Eukaryota, Fungi, Ascomycota, Sordariomycetes, Hypocreales, Nectriaceae. The record is from RefSeq and is a predicted model, not a curated record.
AUGAGAAUCGGUUGUUUGCAAUUUGCGCCCCAGGUGGGAGACGUCGACAACAAUCUGAACCGAGCGGAUGCCGUAUUAUCAAGAGCGAAUCCUGAUGACCUAGACGUCUUGGUUCUCCCCGAGCUGGCCUUCUCUGGGUACAACUUCAAAUCUCUGCAGGAUAUUACUCCUUUUCUUGAACCCUCUGGCUCUGGAAUUACGUCUCUCUGGGCCAGGACAAUCGCUCUCAAGUAUAAUUGUACCGUCACUGUUGGAUACCCCGAAAAAGUCGAUGUUUCGCCAAAAUGGCCUACUGGUCCCGAAUACUAUAACUCGGUUAUCGUUGUUAAUGCCGAUGGCGAGACAAUAGCAAACUACCGGAAGUCAUUUCUUUACCAGACUGAUGAGACAUGGGCAUUGGAAGGAGGUCAAGGAUUCUACGAGGGCUUCAUUCCUGGAUUAGGGAACACCUCGAUAGGAAUCUGUAACCCUUAUAAGUUCGAAGCCCCAUGGAGUGAUUUUGAGUUCGCACACCAUGUCCUUGAAGUUGACUCAAAUCUCGUCAUCGUUAGCAUGGCCUGGAUGACCAGAGAAGACCCGCGACGUUUCACACGCAUGCCUAAUGAACCCGAUAUGGAAACACUGACCUAUUGGGUCACUCGACUUGAACCCCUUAUUCGCGCCGAAUCUCAAGAAGAAAUCAUCGUCAUCUUCUGCAAUCGAUGUGGAAACGAAGAUGAAGUUCUUUACGCCGGAACAAGUGCAGUCGUCGGAAUUCAUGACGGCGAAGUCAAAGUCUACGGCCUUUUGGGACGAGGCGAAAAGGAACUUCUUGUCGUCGACACGAACAACUCGCCCUACGCUAAACUCGUAUAUCGACCAGAUGCUGGAGGUUCCGUUAUGGAGGCAGCAGGCCGCCUUGAGAAAACAGGCAGCAGUAGUGGUACCCCGACAAACAUUACUAGCAACAUAUCCAUCGAAGGGCAACGUGGCAAUCUCAACUUUGGAUCGUCCAAGGAAAGAGAGAGGCACCAAUCACCCGAAGCGUCACUGUCACAACUUUCACAACUCCCUGAAGACUUAGCCCAAAAUCGCCCGAGAGGAACGUCCAGAAAGCGACAUCCGCCAGCAAAUAUCACUAUCCCAAGGGAGCCCGGUCUAGUCAAGUCCAACUCAGCGCGGUCACCUGGGGCAGAUAGUCUUAACGUUCCCACACCAUCGGCUCCUAGCCCAACACCCAUGUCUCUUAGACCGCGCCUGAUUAUUCCCGAAUCUCCUCCCAUUCUACCACACCAAUAUCCUCCCGAUAUCCCUAUCAGCGCUGCGUCCCUGAGAUCAGAGAGAUCGAUCCGGUCAAUGAAGUCUAAUCAUUCCGAAGCAUCUACUAUGACUGUUCGCACGAAUCCCCGGCCUCCUGAGGAGAGCACACCUUACCCGGACAGUGGUGCCCCUCUAAGUGGCUACCCGGAGAAUUUCUUCCCUUCUGAGAAGAUGAUAUAUGGAGGCGAUGUUAGGAUCCAUAGCGCGGGACCCUUCAGCCCCAAUACCCCAUUCGAAGAUUUCUCUCCCGUGUCACCUGAGCAGAUCUAUUGGCCGCGCAAUGAUAACUUGAUGCGAACCCCGUUGGGUGUUGGUGGAUGGGCUUCUGGGACACCCAUUGGGAGAAAGCCUGAGCCAUUCCCUUGGCCAGCUAUCACAGGGAAUCCGCUUACCCCAAAUCGGAGUGCUGCGAGAGGCCAGGCAAAGGACAGCGCGACUCCCAAAGAUCUUCGCCAUCACAACUCACAAUCACCGCAGUCCAACUCUUCAUCGAAUCGGCCUGCUAGGACCGAGGAGUCAGGACGAUCAGCAUCUGUCAACUCCAAGGGAGUGGCCCAGCCACUGCGUCCAAAAGAGCCAAUACAGCCAACAGAACCAGACAAUCAAUCUAUGGCACGACCAUCCUCUCCCAAAUCCAGAAACGCUAGCCGUUCAGGAAUGCGCGAACGGUCCGGAUCGUCUCUGGAAAAUCGAGAAAGUGAUGCCGCGAUUUCAUUACAUCUAGAAGGCAUUUCAUUCCGGGCGGAAUCCGCGAGCAGAAUGCGAGCAGAAAGUGCCAGCCGUACCCCUGUAGGAGAUCGAGUUCAGCCUUCUGAGUCUAGAAACUGCAGCCGUCCUAGGAUCACCGAUACGCCGGACCAUCAACAAGAGAAACAUAUGAUUCGGAUUGUUGCAAGCCCAAGUAUACUUCAGGAUGAGCAGAGAACGCGAUAUCAGUCCUUGUCAAGAGUAACACAUCACCAGCGCCGUAACUCUUCUGUGGUAAAUAGAGCAUUCUCACCCAGUCAUGACCGCACUGGUACACCAGAGUCAGCAAUGAACAAGACGUGCCCUGCCUCACGCGCUGCCAGUCGAGGCCGUACACCUGGACCAAAAUUUGAAUCCACCAACGGGGUUCUGAGCUCGGUCCUUUCGACCACCGAGCGAGCCUCGUCAGCUGACUCGACCCGUAAUGAUAGACUUCAUAGUCGAAUUCAUCAACACGGAUCGAGCAGUCGACAGUCUCGAGCUGACAGAACAUCGUCUACUCAAACUGGACGGCGUCGAUCUAGCGUGGCUGUCCCUAUAGAGUUUGAACGAGUCGAAGAAAUUCGUUGCCCCAACUGCCCCGUCCAUAGCCGACGGUCUACGUCUGUUGGAGCUGUAACUGAUGCCACUCGUCUGCAUGCUUCGCAAUCACCUCCGAAGUCAUCACCAGCACAAAGACCUGCCUCUAGUGCCGGUAUAUCACAUUAUCUGCAGCCUGAAGGAGUUCUGCACCGACGAGCUUCUUCAGGACACAUGACCCAGCUCAUCGCCGAGGAGCCUCUGGAUCGUCUGACAGAUAACGCGCCAUCAUCUUCACAGAACGAAGCUGCUGAAGCCAGUGAUUGCGGAUCAUUUGCAGAGACCCUCCAGACUGUUUCUACUCCUGGGCGGUCUCCUGCCACGCCAAGUUUUAACCCUUCUACACCAAAGGCAAUGGUGCUUAAUACAAAUGAUCUAGAAGUUGAACCACUCUUCGGUGGAAACCUGGAUGGCUCUGAAAAAACGCCCACGUCCCGCUGCGCCGAAACGGACGCUAUGAGUAUCUACGGUGUCCCUACCAGCACUGCUGCAUAA